AUGUCAUCAUCGCUCGGAGUGAAUGAAAUUCGAUCCAAUCAAGAAAUUCAUUUCUGGAAAUCUUUCGACAUUGAUCGAUGGUAUCCUUUGGUUAUGGCAUCAUCCUCUCUACAUCAUGAUCCGAAGGAAGGAAAAAAGAAAAAUCCAUUGUUAACAUUUCCGACACAUUUCAUUCCUCUCUCAUUGGAACAAAUUUAUCUUGUUUAUAAAUUCAUGCAAGAUCAAACUCGAAUGAAAGAAUACAAGAGAAGAAUUAGCAUGCAAUUGGGAGCAACUUCAUUCCACCACGUACAAGAUUUAUUUCAAGAUUCCGAACCUGUCAUUCGAUACAUCAUUUCGGAAAUGGAAAAAUAUUUUUCUGGUCCAGAUGAAUCAUUGUCACAGGAUGAAUUCUGCCAACAUUCACACGACAUGUCGAUCGUUUCAAAAAAGAGCAUCCGAAAAGCAGUGUUUUUAAGAUUAAGUGGAAACUCUCCAAAAGAUAGUGCUGAGCAUCGAAAGAUGAAACGAAAUCAAGAACAUUUAUAUCAACAAUUGGUGAAACAUGUGGCAUUGAUUGAGGAAUACAUGACACUCCAAAAUGCGUAUCGAACCCAUACGCAAGAUUCUAUUCCUUCUCGUUUUUUCAAAAUGCAAAACGAAUUAUUUAAAAUUUUAAGAGGAGAAUUUUCACAAUUGUUGAAAGUCUCCUCCAAUGACAUUAUGUAUGGUGUGAAUUUAAUUUUGAUGAGUAAGAGAAUUCGAAGAGGUUUUGAAUGGAUUUUAACAAAUUAUUACCACCAUAAGGACUCUUCUUUGAAUUAUACAUAUAUUGCACUUCGGGAAUGGCAUGACAAUGUUGACUUAAGAAACGAGUUUCGAUGUUUUGUUCAUAACAAGAAAUUGGUAGCCAUCUCUCAAUAUGAUCAACAUGUAUUUCAUCCACAUGUGUGCGAGCACAAGGAGGAAUAUGUUGGAGCUGUGAAAGAAUUUUUCGAGAAUGCAUUGAGUCGACGUUUGGAAGCUCAUUUUGAAUCCUAUGUCUUUGAUGUGAUGGUGGUGUUGAAAGGCGAAAGUACGUGUCAUGAUGAUACCUACCCGUCACGUGACGAAUAUGGAUUCAUAACAUCUUCGUCCUCUAAGGUUUAUUUAAUCGAGUUGAAUCCAUAUGAUUACCACAGUUCUGCAUGCUUAUUCAAUUGGAAGACUGAUGCUUCUAUUUUAUAUGGAUCAGACGAAGAGGUUGCGAUACGAGUGACCACUCAAGAAGUUCAAAAGUUUGAUCACCUUUGGGAAUACUUGGAUAUUUUGCAAAAGGUGUUGGAUCGACGAAAACAAGAACAGUUGCAAAGAUUGUCAAUGUUAGGGUUGUGUGUGGCUUCGUUCUUGGGUGGAUGUCUUUUUUGUAAAUAUUUUCUCGGACGCUCGUCAACACACACGCAAUGA
Messenger RNA from Naegleria lovaniensis, 1425 nucleotides. RefSeq lists its product as uncharacterized. Bases 1 to 1425 code for a protein of 474 amino acids. Gene Ontology annotation, cellular component: cytoplasm. The transcript has a single exon. The record is from RefSeq and is a predicted model, not a curated record. Lineage: Eukaryota; Heterolobosea; Eutetramitea; Acrasida; Naegleriidae.